AUGGUGACCUUGUUCCAACUCGGUUUGAUAUUAUUUAUCUGUCUGGGCAGCUUGACCUACGGGUACGGCAGCAGCAUCAUUGCGACCACGCUCGGGCAGCCGACGUUCAUUGACUACUUUGAUCUCGACAAGCGCUCAAACGCAAAUGCCUUGAUCGGGGCGAUCAACGGCCUGUUCCAGGCUGGUGGCCUGUUUGGCGCCAUCUCCGUGCUUUGGAUCCCAGACAGAUUCGGCCGCCGAAUGGCGAUCUUCGUCGGCGGUGUGUUUUGUGUCGUUGGAGGAGCUCUCCAGGCUGGUAGCGUCCACAUCGGCAUGUUCCUCGUGGCGAGAUUCUUGUCUGGCUAUGGGAUCGGCUCACUAGUCACUCUGACACCACUCUACCAGAGCGAGGUGUCGCCGACCAACAUCAGAGGUCUGCUUGUAGGAAUGCACGGCGUCAUGCUCUGCGUCGGCUACACGCUUGCCAGCUGGGUUGGUCUCGGCUUCUACUUCGUUCAGGGAACUUACAGCCAAUGGCGGGGACCCCUGGCCAUCCAGGUCCUCUUUCCCUUGCUGCUCUGUAUGGGUGUCUUCUUUGUCCCCGAAUCACCUCGCUGGCUGCUCGUGCAAGACGACCACGGCAAGGCCCAAACUGAGUUCAACAAAAUCCAUUCCGAUCUGAAGAACCCCACUCAACAAAAGGUCCUCCAAGACGAGUUCCUCCUUCUUCGAGCCCAGGUCUCUCAGGAACUCAAGAACCGGGUUCCGUUAUUGGACUUCUUUCGGCAAAAGUCUCUCCGCAAGCGAUGCAUAAUUGGGUGGCUCACCUUUUUCGCGGGCCAGGGCACAGCGACAUUGGUCAUAAACAACUACGGACCAUCUCUUUACGCCAGCUUAGGCUUUAAUACUGUGCAGCAGCUUCUAAUCCAGUGCGGAUGGAUUAGUGUUUGUCCUUUUGCCAACUUUGUCAACUCUCUUAUCGUAGACCGAGUCGGCCGCACCAGGCUCCUGAUGUUCGGUCUCGGUGGAUCUGUCGUAGCACUGAUCGGCGAGUGCAUUACAGUGGACAUCUUCCAGAAGAAUGGGAGCCGGAGUGUCGCUGGUGCUGCCGUCUUCUUCCUAUUCCUGCACAUCCUCUGCUUCGGAUUGUCGUACGACGCAACAAGCUAUGUCUACGGCAGCGAGAUCUUCCCGAAUCCGGUUCGAGCACGUGGACUCGGCAUCUCGGUCACAGGCUUGUUUGUGGCUACCAUUAUCUUCCUCCAGUGCGCCCCGACCGCUUUUGCAGAUAUCGGCUGGAAAUACUAUACCGUGUUUAUUGCCCUGAGCACGGUCAUGAUAUUUGUUGUUGGCUUCUAUUUCCCAGAGACCAACGGAAAAUCCCUUGAGGACAUAGCCGAGGUCUUUGGCGACGAGAUUGCUCUGGAAGAUGAGAACCUGGAGAACAUCCAUCGGCAAUUCAAGAUGACCAACUACAAUGAGGGCUUGCUGGUUGAUUUGAUGGAUAGGGAGAAGGUUGCUGGCACGAAUGAGGCUUAA
Messenger RNA from Thyridium curvatum, 1518 nucleotides. RefSeq lists its product as uncharacterized. The record is from RefSeq and is a predicted model, not a curated record. Gene Ontology annotation, biological process: carbohydrate transport; transmembrane transport. The transcript is spliced from 7 exons. Gene Ontology annotation, cellular component: membrane. Gene Ontology annotation, molecular function: carbohydrate:proton symporter activity. NCBI's taxonomy places the organism in Eukaryota, Fungi, Ascomycota, Sordariomycetes, Thyridiales, Thyridiaceae. The coding region runs from base 1 to 1518 and encodes 505 amino acids.